Molecule: messenger RNA, 1143 nt
Organism: Colletotrichum phormii
Lineage: Eukaryota; Fungi; Ascomycota; Sordariomycetes; Glomerellales; Glomerellaceae
Product: ankyrin repeat-containing domain protein
Exons: 1
Coding region: 1-1143 (380 amino acids)
Cellular component (GO): nucleus; cytoplasm
Molecular function (GO): protein binding
Source: RefSeq, a predicted model, not a curated record
AUGGACGUUGCCUCAAAAGACGCCACAUGCCAGCCCCCGCUCGCAUCCGCAGCUACGCAGCUUGCAUACAUGCCCGAUGUAGUGGUCCUCAACAUUGUCGACAUGCUCCUCGACGAUGAUGGCGUUGCUGGUUAUCUUGAGAGGGUCGAAGAAGGCUACGAUGUCUGUAAGGAGUGCAGCCCGGAUUAUAGGCGCAGCAGGGGAGUGCAUAUUGCCACCAACUUGGCAAGAGUUUGCAUGCGGUUCUACAACAUCGUCAGUCCAGCAGUCUUCAAACAUGACAUUCCGCAGCAUUACGCAUCUUCAUUGCUACUAUCGGCCAAAAGAAACAACAUUGAGGGUGUCUCAGCUUCAACGCGCCACGGCGCCAAUAUCAAUCAGACUGAUAGGUCGUUGAUACAUAUUCACGAGGAGGAAAUAAUGGAGGAACAUCGAUUCGAGCGCUCGUUGUUUCCGGUUGAAACAUCUUUGACUGCACUGCAUUGGGCGUCACUAUACGGAUACACAGAUGUGAUACAUCACCUGCUCAAAUUUGGCGCCGAUGUCCAGCAAAGGGCCGACCUGGGCUUCUAUCACUACUUCGACCGCGACCCGUAUGUGAACAGCUGGCAGAAGUUUGAAACCGACGAGGAUGACCCUCAUCGAGCUUUGUUCUGCGCAACUAUGGCAAAAUGCAGGAAGCGGAUAGAUCGGAGCUCGGCCCCAAGCCGAGAACCAUUACCUUUGCCAAUGGGCGCCAAUCCGCUGUUCUUCGCCUUGAGAGGCAGUUUUGACAGCGACAACCGCGAGUUAUGGGAGGCAACGUCUACAACAUACUACAGAUUCGGUACUGUCCCUUUUGUAGCCGACGACGCAAGCGUCUCACGUCUCGAGAUUGUCAAGGCUUUGAUCAAGGCCGGGUCAUCCCUGGUUACUCACGAGAAAGACAAUGUCCAUGCCUUACACCAAGCCUGUGCCUACCGAGACCUUGACGUGGCUCAGUUUCUCCUGGACGAAGUAGGGGUUGAUCCGAAUACUGAGGAUUCAAAAGGCAAUACACCUCUUCACUACGUGGCUACCAAUCAGUAUAACCAUUUUAUAACCCAUGUUAUGACAGGACUGAUAAGAGCCAUGAGCCCAGACAACGUACACAAGACAUUGUGA